AUGGCAGUAACAAAUGAAACUCCAGCUAUUACAACUCCAGUUGCACAAACUCCAGGUUCUUCAUCCACUACAGUCAAUCAGGACUGUAAUCACCCAUAUUUUCUUCACUCCUCUGAUGCGCCUGGGAUGUCUCUUGUCAGCUCACCAUUUGAUGGGAGAGAUUUCCCGGGUUGGAAGAGAUCAAUCCUAAUUGCCCUUUCUGUCAAGAACAAGCUUGGUUUUAUCAAUGGAAUUCUUGUGAAACCAGAUCUGGGAUCUAAUGACCUACCUCAAUGGAGUAGGUGCAAUGAUAUGGUGACCUCUUGGUUGCUGAACUCACUGUCUAAAGAAAUAGGAGACAGUGUCAUCUACUCAAAAUCAGCAAUGGAACUUUGGAAUAGUCUGGAGCACAGGUUUGGCCAAUCCAAUGGGGCCAAGCUGUAUCACCUGCAGAAAGACAUAUCCAAGUCAGUUCAAGGAAAUAGUAGCAUAGCAUGCUAUUUUACUACUCUCAAGAGAUUGUGGGAUGAGUUGGACUCCUUAAGCACACACCUAGGAUGCAUCUGUGACUGUGUGUGUGAUGGAAAGAAGAAGGUAGCUAAGUUUAUGGAAGACCAAAGAGUUAUUCAGUUCCUCAUGGGACUGAAUGAUGUCUAUGGCCAAGCAAGAGGAAACAUUCUCAUGAUAAGUCCACUACCCAGCCUGGAUCAUGCCUACUCUUUGUUACUUCAAGAUGAGAGUCAAAGGGAGGUGUACAUGAGUCCCCAAUAUCCCUCUGAUGGAACUUCAUUCAUUGCAGGAACUCAAACCAAGUCCAACAAAGAAGCAACAAUCAAGUUCAGAAACCCUGCACUGGAAAUCAGAAAUUUGGAAACAGCCCACAGAAGUUCAGAGGAAAGAAGUCCAAAUAUAAUCCUAAUGUCACAUGCUCUCACUGCAUGA
Messenger RNA from Nicotiana attenuata, 921 nucleotides. RefSeq lists its product as uncharacterized. The coding region runs from base 1 to 921 and encodes 306 amino acids. The record is from RefSeq and is a predicted model, not a curated record. The transcript has a single exon. NCBI's taxonomy places the organism in Eukaryota, Viridiplantae, Streptophyta, Magnoliopsida, Solanales, Solanaceae.